Messenger RNA from Aegilops tauschii subsp. strangulata, 2241 nucleotides. RefSeq lists its product as uncharacterized. NCBI's taxonomy places the organism in Eukaryota, Viridiplantae, Streptophyta, Magnoliopsida, Poales, Poaceae. The record is from RefSeq and is a predicted model, not a curated record.
UUUUGCUGUUCUUGUCCUGCUUCACAGUUGAUUUCAGGACAGAAGAAACUAUGUCGGCCUGUUUCAGAAAUAACCAACUAGUUUGGCCCUUUGCUUCAUAGAGUAGAGGCUCUUUUUGAACUCGGUAGGCCCUGACUUGUUCAAGCUUGCACUGUCAAAGAAUUUUUAUACGACACAGAGGCCGGCUAAGAAAGAUGAGCUAUGUAAAAGAAACAAUUUAUUUUUGUUCCUGACCUGAAUAACAAAACAGAGAUGAUCUAGCAACAGCAUUGAGCUAUCUUCCCUUCUUUCGCUCCUCUUUCUGUUCAUGCAACUUCCCUGUAAAAUUUGCGCAUGAUUCGGCGAAUCAGAAGAGAAGUUUCCAUGUCUGUGCAGGUUUCUUGAAGCUUGGAGCUGCUGUCUUGGAAUCUGAACAUUGUUAGUUGGUUUCAGGUGUGCCAUUGUUGCAGUGCUUUUUUGCAUGCUAGGGGCGACCGACGACGGUACUCUGAAGAUCUUGGCUAAAUUUGAAAUAAUAAUGCAGUCCUAGUGCCUGUGAUGCUUGUCUCUCUUUCUUGUUGCAAAAUAUUCUGAAACCACCGAGCUGAUUUCGCAUGUAGGGGGGCACCAGCACCAUCAGAUUCGAAAUGGAUGGACUCCAUUUGAUCAACGCAUUGUAAUCCGGACCCCCAAAACAAAAAAAGGAUGGUGACACAAGGCCUGAAAGCGGCGCUUAUUUCUUCAGGGCGCUGUUCACUUUGGGGCCUCGCCUCACUCACUUUUACCAUGCCCCCGCCCUCUCCCCUAGAGUUACCCCAAAGAUGAAAUUCUUUCCCGUCUCUUUCGCCACCCACACGACAAGAGGCCGGAAAUUUUUACCCCUCGAGAGAGAGGGAAUCUACGUCUACGUAGCUCCAGUUCAAAAAAAGGAAAAGAGGAGAAAAUAAAGACGGAGCGCAAGUACAGCCUUAGGGAUCAGGAUCCAGAGUUUCGGACAGCAAUGGCUCAUGCAACUUUACUUUCUUCCUCCUUACUCACUCUCACUCUCUCACUCAAUGUCUUUUUUACUCACGAGAAGAAACAAGAGAUUGUUGGAAAGAAAAAGGAAACAGCACCAACUCAGAGAAGGGGGGAAAAGCAGGGGCGCCAUGGCGAUGGCAAAAGAAAAGCGGGCAUGGCUGGCUGGCGGGCAUGGCAAUGGGCCGCUUGCUUUGGUGCUCCUCGCCACCAUGGCUCGGGUCCUUGAAAAGCACGGCAGAAUCAGGCUAAAGCAAAAGAAGCCCAGAAGAAAACAAGAAGCCGGAAUACUACCGCUCGCAACAGCGACUGACACAAGCCCCUGCUGCUUCUACUUCCCCCUCCCCCUCCCCGUCCCCCCGCAUUAUAAUAUGCAGCCACGCCGCAGCAGCCGCAGCAGCCAGCCAGCGUCGUCGCAGCCGCACCGCCACCCCCACCCACGCCCACCGGAAAAGGAAGAAGAAACAGAGGAGAGGGAGGAGGAGGCGAGCGGCGGCGGGGAGCGCGUGCCUGGUUGGUGGUGCUAUGAGAGGGCCGGCCGCGUCCGGGGGGCGGGCAUCGGCGGCGGCGCCGGCCGUCUUGUUCGGAGUUCUUGUUUUGGUGUCGUUGGUGGUCGUGGUGGCCGAGAGGCCGUCCGCGCCGGCGAUCGGAGGGCGGAGGAUGCUGCUGGCGGGCGACGGAGGAGAGGCCAGGAGGACUCUGGAGGAUUUCAGGGCCGACGAUCCUUUCCAGGACAGCGCGAGGAGGGUGCCCAAUGGCCCUGAUCCUAUCCACAACAGGGGUGCCGGCAAGUCCGGAAGAUCGCCGGGGCGAGAGUAGGGGCGCAGCGCGCACCCAUGGCGUGGAAGCUUCCGACGGUUAUGGUGGGGCAGGAAGAUGGUGCAUUGCAUUGCAUCUCCUGAACAAGGGACAACAAACAAGAGCUACUACAAUAUAUUAUGGUGGGUCUGGAUGGAUGUUGUGGUGUAACUAGGGAGGGGGAGGUGGCCUGGACUUGGGACUAUCUUGUUCUAAGCACUGCUAUUUAAGAAGGUUUUAAGCAUAAAAACUUUAGCUUUUUUGCGAAAACAGAGGCUGUGUUCUACUGGUGGUGUGGGGGGUUCAGUUUUGUAAAGUGACCAAGCUUCCCUCUCAAGCACCAAAGAUUCUUGGCAAUGGGGGCAAGAGCUCCUUUCCCUUUUUUUUUGCAGGAGUGACUUUAGUCAUGUUAGUACUCCUACUACUAUUAGCACAUUGUUUGGUUUU